Messenger RNA from Cuscuta campestris, 1390 nucleotides. NCBI's taxonomy places the organism in Eukaryota, Viridiplantae, Streptophyta, Magnoliopsida, Solanales, Convolvulaceae. The record is from the annotation of a GenBank genome assembly.
CGGACCGGCCGGUUGAUCCGCAAACCGGCAGCCUAUCGGUACGGUUCAAAUCCAUUGGACCCGGCGGGUGACCGGGUCAACCCGAUCGGUAUCAGCCUCCCUCACUUGAUUGGGCUUCUUGAAGGGUCAGGAGAUUUAGAUAAAUGCCAAGAGUCACAAAUUAAAAGUGUUUGGUUGGAGGUAGGUGGAUGUAGGGUGAGGUGAGAUUUAUAGACUACCUUGUUUGGGGAAUCAAUCGGAGAAGGUAGCCGAAGGUAGGGGGAGGUAGCUUAGCCGCGGAACAGUGAUAAAAAUCCGCCCGCCGAUUCUCAUGUAACUCGAGGACGUAUGGUCGUGGAUUUUCUCGUCAUCUACUUGGCUCUGUGCUCAAUUCCUCCAAGAGGACGCCCAAAUUCCCGCUCUUCAAACCUGAUAUUCAGGCUCAAAGAAAUUAGAGGUUUGGAACCCAAUUUGAAUUCCUCGUUGUUUCGGACUUGAGAGAUUUUGUCUGUGUUGUUUGGUUUUUUUCUCUGUUUCGGAUGGCUGCGAGUGCGAACGCGGCGCCGGGAAGCGGCAACGAGAACAGUAGCAACGGCCAGGAAGCGGCGGGCAACGCGAAUGGCGCCUCCGUGAAUGGCUUGUCUGUACCGGAGAACUCGGUGUUAGGGCCUACCCAGGCCGCGCUCCGCCAUAACCCUGGCAUAUCCGUGGAAUGGACUCCCGAGGAACAGUCUCUUCUGGAAGAAUUGCUCGCAACAUAUGUUAAGGAAAGUAAUGUAGUCCGCUAUGCGAAAAUUGCGAUGCAGUUAAACGACAAGACUGUUCGGGAUGUCGCUCUAAGAUGUAGAUGGAUGACAAAAAAGGAAAACAGCAAGCGGAGAAAAGAAGAUCAUAAUUCGUCGAGGAAAAGUAAAGAAAAAAAGGAAAAAGUUACUGAGUCUGUGCCAAAAUCCACACAUGUUGCAAAUCAAACAAACGUCCCUGUCUAUGCUCAUUCAGCAGCACCAUUGGACAAUGAUGAUGGAAUCUCUUACAAAGAUAUCGGUGGCCCCACUGGACAGCUCCUCGAACAUAUUUCCCAUUCUUUGGACCAGAUUUCUACAAAUUUUGCUUCAUUCAAGAUACAUGAGAACAUCAGUCUUUUCUGCCAGACUCGAAAUAAUAUCCUCUCAAUCUUAAAUGACCUGAAAGAUAUGCCGGAAACAAUGAAGCAGAUGCCGCCACUCCCCGUGAAGUUGAACGAAGAGCUCGCGAAUUCAAUCCUUCCUCAACCACUACUGCCAAACACGUCUUGAAAUCCCCGGCGGCUGUGGCCAUGCCGAGUUUGCAAAUUUUCUCUGCAUUUUCUUUGGCACAGUCACAGAAAAUUUUCCUUCUGUAAUGUUUUUUUCCUGCAGGUUUCUUUCCUUUU